UUUUGCGACGCCCGGAGCGAAGGAGGCAGGAACGGAAACAAUAGAGCAGAGAGGACAGCGAGUGUUGCGCAGACCCGGUACACAGCACAGGGAUGCGGGGCUUUUAACGCGCCACACAGCACCGCAACAUUCGCUGGAUUUACUUUAGCGCACGGUACGUUUGAUCGCUGCCAUCUCCGGGGAGGAAAGAUGAGUUGUGCCGAGGCGGCCGAGGAGGGACCCAACGACUCGGAUACGGACCCGUUUUACAAAGCAGGUUCUUUCCGGAGUGAGGGGAUUAAGGCGUGUGAUGUUCUCCCCGUCCUGAGAGAGAAAGUGGCCUUCGUGUCAGGAGGCCGUGAUAAGAGGGGAGGACCCAUCCUGACGUUCCCCGCUCGGAGCAACCACGACAGGAUAAAGCAGGAAGAUCUGAGGAGGCUGGUCACGUACCUGUCCACGGUGCCCAGUGAGGAUGUGUGUAAGCGGGGUUUCACCGUGAUCAUCGACAUGCGUGGCUCUAAGUGGGAGCUGGUCAAGCCUUUGCUGAAGACACUACAAGAGACGUUCCCUGCUGAGAUCUGCGUCGCCCUCAUCAUCAAACCUGACAACUUCUGGCAGAAACAAAAGACCAACUUCGGCAGUGCCAAGUUCACCUUUGAGACUAGCAUGGUAUCUGUGGAGGGCCUGACCAAGCUCGUGGACCCUUCUCAGCUGACAGACGACUUUGACGGCUCCCUGGAGUACGACCACGAGCAGUGGAUGGAGCUCCGUGUGGCGUUGGAGGAGUUCCUGGCCAGUGCCACACACCUCCUCUCGCGCCUGGAGGAGCUCCAGGAGCUGCUGGCGAAGAAGGAGUUCCCCGUGGAUGUGGAGGGCUCACGGAGGCUGAUCGAGGAGCACACGCAGCUGAGGAAGAGAGUGAUGAAGGCCCCUGUGGAGGAGCUGGACCGAGAGGGCCAGCGGCUGCUGCAGUGCAUCCGCUCCAGCGACGGUUUCUCGGGCCGGAACUGCAUCUCGGGCGGCGCCGACUUCCAGAGUGUGGUGCCCAAGAUCGCCAGCCUGCUGGACAAGUUGCACGGCACCAGGCAGCACUUGCACCAGAUGUGGCACAUAAGGAAGCUGAAGCUGGACCAGUGCUUCCAGCUAAGGCUCUUCGAGCAGGACGCAGAGAAGAUGUUCGACUGGAUCGGCCACAACAAGGAUCUGUUCCUGCAGAGCCACACGGAGAUCGGCGUGAGCUACCAGCACGCCGUCGACCUGCAGACGCAGCACAACCACUUCGCCAUGAACUCCAUGAACGCGUACGUGAACAUCAAUCGGAUCAUGUCUGUGGCGACGCGGCUGUCAGAGGCAGGUCACUACGCCUCGCAACAGGUCAAACAGAUCAGCGCACAGCUAGACCAGGAGUGGAAGAGCUUCGCCGCCGCUCUAGACGAGCGUAGCACGAUCCUUGCCAUGUCCGCCGUCUUCCACCAGAAAUCAGAACAGUUUCUUUCAGGUGUGGAGCCCUGGUGUAAGAUGUGUAAUGAGGGGGGUCUCCCCUCUGAGAUGCAGGACCUUGAGCGAGCGAUUCACCACCACCAGACUCUGUACGAACAGGUCACUCAGUCCUACACAGAGGUGAGUCAGGACGGGAAGGCGCUGUUGGACGUCCUGCAGCGGCCGCUGAGCCCCGGCAAUGCCGAGUCGCUCACGGCGACGGCAAACUACUCCAAAGCCGUGCACUGCAUCCUGGACGUGGUCCACGAGGUCCUCCAUCACCACCGACGCCUGGAGAACAUCUGGCAGCAUCGCAAAGUACGUCUACACCAGCGCCUCCAGCUGUGUGUGUUCCAGCAGGACGUGCAACAGGUUAUGGACUGGAUAGAGAACCAUGGUGAGGCCUUCCUGAGCAAGCACACUGGAGUGGGCAAGUCUCUCCACAGGGCACGAGCACUGCAGAAACGCCACGACGACUUUGAGGAGGUGGCUCAGAACACCUACACCAACGCGGACAAGCUGCUGGAGGCGGCAGAGCAGCUGGCCCAGACGGGCGAGUGCGACCCAGAAGAGAUUUACAAGGCGGCGCGGCACCUGGAGGUCAGGAUCCAGGACUUUGUGAGGAGGGUGGAGCAACGCAAGCUGCUGCUGGACAUGUCUGUCUCUUUCCACACUCACACUAAAGAGCUGUGGGCGUGGCUGGAGGAGCUACAGAAGGAGCUCCUGGAGGAGGUGUGCUCCGACUCCGUGGACUCCGUCCAGGAGCUGAUCAAACAGUUCCAGCAGCAGCAGGGUGCCACGCUGGAGGCCACGCUCAACGUCAUCAAACAAGGCGAGGACCUCGUACAGCAGCUCAGGGACUCGGCGCUGAGCAGUAACAAGAUGCCACACAACAGCUCGAUAGCGCACAUCGAGAGUGUCCUGCAGCAGCUGGAUGAGGCACAGGGACAGAUGGAGGAGCUGUUCCACGAGCGCAAGAUUAAACUGGACAUCUUCCUGCAGUUGCGCAUCUUUGAGCAGUACACCAUUGAGGUGACGGCCGAGCUGGACGCGUGGAACGAGGAUCUGGUGAGGCAGGCCAGCGAGCUGAGUGCAGAGGAAACAGGCCUGGCGGAGCAGAGACUGCAGCGGCAUGCCGAGCGGAAACUGGCCAUGAGCAACAUGACCUACGAGGUCAUCCAACAGGGGCAAGACCUGCAUCAGUACAUCAUGGAGGUGCAGGCAUCAGGUAUUGAGCUGACAGGAGAGAAGGAGGUAGAUUUGGCCACACAGGUUCAGGAGCUGCUGGAGUUUCUCCAUGAGAAACAGCACGAGCUGGACAUGAGCGCUGAGCAAACACAGAAACGGUUGGAGCAGUGUCUGCAGCUACGCCACCUACAGGCUGAGGUUAAACAGGUGCUUGGAUGGAUCCGGAAUGGUGAGUCAAUGCUGAAUGCUAGCAUGGUGAACGCCAGCUCGUUGUCUGAGGCUGAACAGUUACAAAGAGAGCAUGAACAAUUCCAGCUAGCUAUAGAGUCUCUGUUCCACGCCAACUCGCUGCAGAAGACACACCAGAGCGCGCUGCAGGUCCAGCAGAAGGCAGAGGCCCUGCUGCAGGCCGGACACUAUGACCCCGAGGCCAUCCGCGCCUGCGCCGAGAAGGUGGCUAUGCACUGGCAGCAGCUCAUGCUGAAGAUGGAGGACCGCCUCAAGCUGGUCAACGCCUCUGUGGCCUUCUACAAGACCUCGGAGCAGGUGUGCAGCGUGUUGGAGAGCUUGGAGCAGGAAUACCGCAGGGAUGAGGACUGGUGUGGGGGUCACGACAAGCUGGGGCCUUCGGCAGAGUCCGACCACGUGCUGCCCCUCAUCACCAAGCACCUGGAGCAGAAAGAGGCCUUCCUCAAGGCCUGCACGCUAGCCCGCCGUAAUGCCGAGGUCUUCCUCAAGUACAUCCACCGCAACAACGUGAGCACCCCCACCUCCCCUAGCAAUGCCCGUGGCCCCGAGCAGCAGGUCAAAGCCAUCCUGAAUGAACUGUUGCAAAGAGAGAACCGAGUCCUGCAUUUCUGGACCAUGAAGAAGAGAAGGCUGGACCAGUGCCAGCAGUACGUGGUGUUUGAGCGCAGUGCCAAGCAGGCACUAGACUGGAUCCAGGAGACAGGCGAGUUCUUCCUCACCACACACACCUGCCCGGGGCCGGGAGACUCCGCGAGGAAGACUAGUGCACUGCUGAAGGAGUAUGAAGAGUUCUGCAUCUCUGCUAAGCAAACCAAGGAGAAAGUGAAACUGCUGAUCCAGCUGGCCGACAGCUUCGUGGAGAAGGGCCACGCCCAUGUGGCCGAGCUGAAGAGAUGGGUGAGCGCCGUGGACAAGUGUUACCGCGACUUCUCCCUGCGCAUGGGACAGUACCGCGGCAGCCUGGAGGAGGUGCUGGGUGUUGGCUCGGAGGAUAACAGGGACCUGGAGUUGGAUAUUAUUCCAGCCAGUCUCACAGACCCACAGGUCAAACUCCGUGACCCGAACCAUGAGGUCAACGAGGAGAAACGCAAGUCAGCCAGGAAGAAAGAAUUUAUCAUGGCAGAGUUACUGCAAACUGAAAAGGCCUAUGUUAGAGAUCUUCAUGAGUGUUUAGAGACAUACCUGUGGGAGAUGACCAGCGGUGUGGAGGAGAUCCCACCAGGAAUCGCCAACAAAGAACACAUCAUCUUCGGAAACAUUCAGGAGAUUUAUGACUUCCAUAGCAAUAUCUUCCUGAAAGAACUGAUAAAUUAUGAACAGUUACCAGAGGAUGUGGGUCAUUGUUUUGUCACAUGGGCGGAUAAAUUCCAGAUUUAUGUGACUUACUGUAAAAACAAGCCGGAUUCCAGCCAGCUAAUCCUGGAGCAUGCUGGGAGUUUCUUUGAUGAAAUUCAGCAGAGGCACGGCCUGGCAAACUCCAUCUCCUCCUACCUUAUCAAACCUGUGCAGAGGAUCACCAAAUACCAGCUACUUCUCAAGGAGCUGCUGAGCUGCUGUGAGGAGGGCAAAGGAGAGAUGAAGGAUGGCUUGGAGGUGAUGCUGGGAGUACCGAAGAGAGCCAACGACGCCAUGCACCUCAGCAUGCUGGAGGGUUUUGAUGAGAACCUGGAGGUGCAGGGCGAGCUGAUUCUACAGGACACUUUCCAGGUGUGGGACCCCAAAUCUCUGAUCCGUAAGGGUCGCGACCGACACCUCUUCCUCUUCGAGAUCUCCCUCGUCUUCAGCAAAGAGAUCAAAGAUUCAGCAGGACGCACAAAAUACGUCUACAAGAACAAACUACUGACAUCUGAACUGGGGGUGACCGAGCACAUUGAGGGAGACCCCUGUAAAUUUGCACUGUGGGCAGGACGGACACCUUCAUCCGACAACAAGACUGUCCUCAAGGCAUCCAGCAUCGAGGCCAAGCAGGAGUGGAUCAAGAACAUUCGGGAGGUGAUCCAGGAGCGGAUCAUUCACCUGAAGGGGGCACUGAAAGAGCCUAUCCCCAUCCCCAAAACCCCCGCCAAGCCGCGCAACAGCAGCAAGAGGGAAGCUGGAGAAGACAUGGACAGUCAGGGUGAUGGCAGUAGUCAGCCUGACACCAUCUCCAUUGCGUCUCGGACAUCUCAGAACACAGUGGACAGUGACAAGCUGUCGGGCGGGUGUGAGCUGACGGUGGUGUUGCAGGACUUCGUGGCCGGCGGCGCGGCCGAGCUCAGCGUGCAGACGGGCCAGACGGUGGAGCUCCUGGACAGGCCCAGCGAACAGCCCGGCUGGUGCCUGGUGCGCACCACAGACCGCAGCCCAGCCCUGGAGGGACUCGUGCCCAGCGGGUCGCUCUGCGUCUCCCACUCGCGCAGCAGCGUGGAGAUGGACUGCUUCUUCCCCGCAGGCAAAGAGAACUACGCCGUCAGCGGCCCGGAUGGGAAGUCGGACUCGGUGGCGUCACUGCAGCCUCACGCGUCGCUAGCGUCUGUGCGCAGCAGCUCGCCGGGGCCCAAGCGCUCAGGGAACACGCUGAAGAAAUGGCUGACGAGUCCCGUGCGCCGCCUCAGUCACGGCAGCAAUGUCAAGAAGCCGGCCAGCAAGCAGAAGCAGAAGAGGGACGGACGCAAGAGCAUUGACCUGGGCCCCCCCGAGACCCAGGACGACGGCCCGGAGGAGAGCGUGAGAAAAGAUGGAAGCUUCUCCAAGGCCUCAGGAAUGCAGAGCGGAGGAGAGGAGGAGCCGGAGGACGAGUCUCACACGCCUCUGCCUCCGCCCAUGGAGAUCAUCAAGGACCCCUCCGCCCAGGAGGAGAAGUCGGCCGCGUUGCAGGGGUCAGCCGAGGUCCCCAGCGCCGCUGAGCUGGUCAGUGCUAUAGAGAAACUGGUCAAAACCAAGAUGACGCUGGAAGGAGGACCAUACCCUAGUUUCAGCCCUGCGAUCCCAGCGGAGCCGAGCCCCGUGCAGCCCCGGAACCCUGAGCUGGAGCAGAAAGCCAAGGCACUCCGCGGACGCAUGUUUGUCCUGAAUGAGCUGAUACAGACAGAGAAAGACUACGUGAAGGACUUGGGCAUCGUUGUAGAGGGUUUCAUGAAGAAGAUUGAGGAAAAAGGAGUACCCGAAGACAUGAAGGGAAAAGACAAAAUUGUCUUUGGCAACAUUCAUCAGAUCUAUGAUUGGCACAGAGAUUUCUUCGUAGGAGAACUGGAAAAAUGUCUCGGAGAGCAUGAGAAACUGCCAGAGCUCUUCAUCAAGCACGAGCGGAGGCUGCACAUGUAUGUGGUUUACUGCCAGAACAAACCCAAGUCUGAAUUCAUAGUGGCCGAAUACGACUCCUACUUUGAGGCAGUUCAGCAGGAAAUAAACUCGAGACUGAGUAUAAGUGACUUUCUCAUCAAACCAAUUCAGAGGAUUACAAAAUAUCAACUCUUAUUGAAGGACUUCCUGAAGUUCAGCAGCAAGGCGGGACUCGACUGUCAGGGCAUUCAGAAAGCGGUUGAUCUGAUGUCGCAGGUCCCUAAACUCUGCAAUGAUAUGAUGAACCUUGGCAGACUACAAGGCUACGAGGGAAAGCUGACGAGUCAGGGUAAACUGCUGCAGCAGGAGACGUUCUUCGUGACAGAGCAGGACUCGGGCGUCCUGUCUCGUAGCAAAGAGCGCAGAGUCUUCCUCUUUGAGCAGAUCGUCAUCUUCAGUGAACUUCUACGCAAAGGUUCCUCCACGCCGGGCUACCAGUUCAAGAAAAGCAUCAAGGUAAGCUACCUGGCUCUAGAAGAGCACGUGGAUAAUGACCCAUGUAAGUUCGUGCUGACGAGUCGUGGCUCGGCCGAGCGGUUCACACUGCAGGCGGCUAACACAGACGUUAAACAGGUGUGGGUGCACCACAUCACCGAGCUGCUGGACGCCCAAAGCAACUUCCUCUCAGCUCUUCAAUCCCCCAUCGAGUAUCAGAAGGAAAAGGGCACCUCCCACUCGCUCACACGCAACUCGUCCAGCGGGGGGCGCAGUGGGCAGGCCAGACCCAGCUCAGCAGCCCUGGGCAGCCCAGAGAAAGCCCCUCUGUCCGGCCGUGCCUCCACCCCGCUGAAGCUUCCUACCUCCAACGGCAACCCCUGCCUUGAGCCUCACAAACACGAGAGCUCCAAGGGCUGUAACGGCGUGUCAUCCUCCAUGACGGUGACUCAGGACUACAGUGCACUGAAGGAGAAUGAGAUCUGUGUCAUGCAGGGCGAGAUAGUGCAGGUGCUCGCAACCAAUCAGCAAAACAUGUACCUGGUGUACCGCCCAGCCAACAGCCAAUCCCCUGCCGCCGAGGGCUGGGUGCCGGGCAACAUCCUCGGCCCACUCAGUAAAACCAUCACAGACACUGCUGCUGACUCAAAUAUCAAGAAGUCGCUCUCGUGGAACACGCUCCGCGCCCGCAAGCGCGCUGAGAAGGAGGGCGCGGGGAAAAGUGAGCCAAAGCUCGAGAAUGGAUCACGUAAGCCUAAGGACAUUCUCAGCAGCAAGGUCAAUGUGAAAGAGUCUCACAGCUCAGAGGAAUCAGAGUGUGAGGACGAACUAGACCCCAAAACUAGCAUGGAGUUAAUGAACCCCAAUUUUAUCCAAGAAGUGGCUCCAGAGUUCCUGAUUGCGCUGGCGGAUGUGACGUGUGCGCUGGGGGAAACCGUGGUCCUGUGCUGUAAAGUGUGUGGUCGCCCCAAACCCACAGUGACGCUGAAGGGCCCAGAUCAGAGUCUACUCGUCAACAACAACCGCUUUACCAUCAACAUCAGGGAAACUGGUGAUAUUUUGCUGAAGAUCUGUAACCUGAUGCCCCAGGACACUGGCAUCUACACGUGCGUCGCCGUCAACGACCACGGAACGGCCUCGUCCUCCGCAUCCAUUAAAGUGCAAGGUGUACCAGCAGCGCCGGUACGGCCAGUGGCCCAGGAGGCUAGCAGUAUGGCGGUGGUGGUGCACUGGGGUCCCCCUGCCAGCUCGGGAAACUGCGCCAUAACCAGCUACACCGUGGAGUACAGACAAGAGGACUCCCUGGUGUGGCAGCAGUCGGUUGUCUCUACAGCAGAUGUGUGUGUGAAGAUUGAGGAUCUAAUUCCGGGUGGGCACUACCAGUUUCGAGUCCGCGCCAGCAAUCCGUGGGGCACCAGCGCCCCCAGCGAACCCUCCAACAUGGUCACACUGCCCAGCUGUGUGUCCACUUACGAUGGAACUGGAAUACAGUGGAAAGACAACUUCGAGUCACUGUUUACAGAAAUCUGUGAAAUCGGAAGGGGCCGUUUCUCUGUGGUGAGGAAGUGUCUGCAGAAGGCCUGUAAGAAGGAGGUGGCGGCGAAGUUCGUCAACAAGAAGAUGCAGAAAAAAGAGCAGGUGGCACACGAGGCUGAUCUCCUGAAACACGUCCAGAACCCUCAGCUGGUGGCGCUGGCCGACACCUACGAAUCGCCGACCGCGUACAUUCUCGUCCUAGAGCUGCUGGAGGGUGGGCGUCUGCUGGACUACCUGGUAGCCCAUGACGAGCUGAUGGAAGAAAAGGUAGCCUAUUUCAUCAAGGACACGCUGGAGGCGUUGCAGAGCCUGCACACCUGCAAAGUUGCUCACCUGGACCUGAAGCCUGAAAACCUGAUGGUUGACCUCCACAAGCCUGCGCCCUGUGUGAAGCUGAUAGACUUCGGUGAUGCAGUGCUGAUCUCGGGCCACCGGUACGUGCACCUCCUUCUGGGGAACCCCGAGUUCGCUGCUCCAGAGCUGAUCCAGGGAAUGCCAGUGUCCCUGUCCACGGACGUGUGGAGCGUGGGAGUCCUUGCCUACGUCAUGCUCAGCGGCGUCUCCCCAUUCCUGGAUGAGAGCCUGGAGGAGACGUGCGUCAAUGUCUGCAAGCUGGACUUCUGUUUCCCGGAUGAGUACUUCCAUGGCGUGAGCCAGGCGGCGAGGGACUUCGUCGUGUCGGCACUGAGCCUGGACCCCAGGAGGCGGCCGAGCUCGUCCACGUGCCUGCAGCACCCGUGGGUGGGCACGCACAGCGCCGACUACUCCAAAACGCCGCUGGACACAGCCAGGCUGGCCUCUUUCAUCGACAGGCGCAAACAGCUGCACGAUGUUCGGCCCGUCACCAACAUUAAGGGCUUGGUCUCUAGCAGCAUGGGGCACACCAUAUGAGAGUGGGCACCUUCUCCACGCGAAGAAACAUGCUAGCCACAGGGCCACAUGCAUUGUAGAAUGUCAUUUCAAAAUGUGCUGUACUGCACACAAACGCACGAGUUUGCAUAGUUUUUCAGAUGUGUAACAGGGAUUCCCUGCUCCUGGGAAUCUGACACUGGAAUUUCACAGAGAGCUUGCCAUUUUUCCAAUCUUCUGGAAUCUAAGCUAAAAGACACAAGGCCCUGUGCUGGGAAGCCCUGGUAUACUUCUGAAAUAAGGUCUGUACACUGAUGAAUUACAGAACUGUCCUAAUAAAAGGAGCAGCGUGGCGGGUAUGCGCUCUCAGUGUUAGCAACAGAGCGUGAAUACAAUUUAGUUUAACCUUUGAAUGUACAGGAAUCUAGAAUGUGGUUUGCCAUUCUUCUGUACUUCCUGAAAAGAUAUUUAGCACUGUUUUUUUGUUUUUUUGUUUUUUUUUAGAAAAUGCAUUGUCUGUAGAUAUAGGGCAGCAGAUAUUUUUACAAGUUUAAUAUGACAGUAAUGGAAAUGUAUAGGAUAUUAAACGGUUUGAAUUUUCAGCACAGCCAUUCCGGUUCUAGCUUAUGCCCUGGGUUUACACGUCAUACACACUUUUACGAUAGGUCAUGGCUUUAGUUUCUAGUAGUAAAUUAUUCAGUGGUUCCACUCAUAUCUGAGUUAAGGGAUUUUGAAUCCUUUUGUGAUGCCUUUGAACAGGAAGUGACAUGUGUUGAAUUAUUUUAGAGUUGAAGUAUUCAUUCCUGUUUGUUAUAUUUGAAAAUGAAAGACAUUUAGAUUUUUUUGAAUACUGCUCUGUCUAGCCUGAUUAGACGUUGCUUAUUCCAACCCACAUCAGUGUUAGAGAACAGCAGAAGGAACCCUAAGCCUUAAAUAUAUUUAUUCUCUUUCUACCAUGUUUAUAUAAUUUAACUGUGAGUUUGUAUUUUUUACAUUUAUAACCGUU
Messenger RNA from Electrophorus electricus (electric eel), 10042 nucleotides. RefSeq names its product kalirin RhoGEF kinase a (gene kalrna). Gene Ontology annotation, cellular component: postsynaptic density; cytoplasm; extrinsic component of membrane. Gene Ontology annotation, molecular function: guanyl-nucleotide exchange factor activity; protein binding; protein kinase activity. Gene Ontology annotation, biological process: intracellular signal transduction; axon guidance; protein phosphorylation. The record is from RefSeq and is a predicted model, not a curated record. NCBI's taxonomy places the organism in Eukaryota, Metazoa, Chordata, Actinopteri, Gymnotiformes, Gymnotidae.